CUUGCAAAACAUAUGUUGGGGUGACAACCAAGAGGGUGUGAAGACAAAUCAGACACAUGUCAGUGACAUUUAACAGCAAGUCAGGAGCGCUUAGGGGAGAUGGUUGGGAAUUGAUGGACUCUAAAUCAGAAUAUGGAGGCAGAUUUCCAAAAUCAGCGUGGUGGAUUGGAGCUGUUGCAGUAUGUUUGGGACUGCUCUAUCUUAUUCUACUUGUUGUCAUCUUAGCCACAGUGAGCCAAUAUGUCAGACCAAGCCCUCUGAAGGACACAGAACAACUGCCAAUCAGUCUCACCUCAUGUCAAAAUCUGACUUCACAAUGCUUGCAGUUACAGGGAAGAUACAGCACCUUGUUAGAAAGUAAAAAACAGUUAGAGACCAAGCUCUGCUCUUUGACUAAAGAGAAAGACAACGCCGAGGGGGAGAGAGACCGCCUUCAAAAUGAACGAGAUACCCUUCAAAACCAACGAGACAUACUUGAAAACGAACGAAACGCCCUCCACAGUGAACGUGACACUCUCAAAAAUGAGCGAGAUGUACUUCACAAUGAACGUGACACUCUCAGAAAUGAGAAAGGCAACAUCAAGGCUGAGCUAGAUACCCUCCAAAAUGAAACAGAGGUCCUCAAAAAGGACCGAGAUACCCUUCAAGUUGGACAGAGAGCCUUAAAAAUUGAGGAGGGAAAACUCAAAAGUGAGCGGGACAGCCUCAAAAAUGAGAAAGAAGCCCUCCAACAUGAGCGAGACACCCUUCAAAAUGAGCAAGAAGUUCUCAAAGGUGAGCGAGACUCUCUCAAAACUGAGAAAAACACUCUACAAAAGGAGCAUGAGGCGCUUAAAAAUGAGCGAGAUACCCUCAAGAAUGACAAAGACACCCUACAGAAGGAUCAAGAAGCUCUCAAACAUGAGCGAGAUACCCUCAAGAAUGAGAAGGACACCCUCCAAAAGGAGCGAGACAGCCUCAGGACAGAGCGGGACACCCUCACAGGUGAAAGAGACCAAUUGAAGUCUCAGUCCAGCAACCUGACAAAAGAGCUGGAGGUGCUGCAGAGCCGAUUCAACACUGUGGUUGCAAGUCGAGACGGCUUAAAGGAGGAGACUGAAGAGUUAAAUCUGAACAGAAAAGAAAAACUUUGUCCAUCGGAUUGGAUCAAAUUCAACGAGAAAUGCUACUACAUCUCUGGCAAAGGCCAAACUAAGUCGUGGAAAUCGAGUAGAAGAGACUGUCAGGACCGAGGAGGUGACCUGGUCAUCAUCACCACAAAAGAUGAGCGGAAUUUCAUCUCCACUUAUUAUGAUCGGAUUUGGAUCGGUCUGUCUGACUUGGAACAUGAAGGCAAGUGGAGGUGGGUGAAUGGGGAAGAACUGGAGUUUGACGGAUUCUGGCAAAUAGGCGAGCCAAAUGACUUUGACAGUUACGAGGAUUGUGUGGAGCAGUCACGCUCAGGGCAGGGAUGGAAUGAUAUGCCUUGUGAUGAGACUCUUUCUUGGGCUUGUGAGGAUUAACAUGCAGUGUAUGUGUGUUGGUGUGUGUUUGCGUAGGUGUGUAUUUGUGCGCCUGUAUUUUGUUUGAAUCGAACAAUUACAACAAUUAUUAUCAGCCUUUUAGACCGCCUGCAAAAAUGUCUCAAAAUCUCCCUUACCUUUUUCUUGUUAUCCUUUUUUCUCUCUAACCAAAAUCACAACUCCUCUGUUAUUCAUGGAUGGAUAAGAAUAUGGUAGGUAUCCUCGAGUAUACGCAUCGAUCUUUGGAGCCCUAUUUUCAAUGUUUUUUUUUUUUUGUCACAGGGCUAAUUAACUACAUUAAUCCUUUGUGAACAUAUUGCUGCCUGUAGGUUCUUUUUUACCCAAUAAAGGAGGCAAUGCGGUCAAUGUUAAAUCUGAAAAUGUUUAUAUUUUAUACUUCUGCACCAAAAGGAAAUAAUGAAAUUGAACCAAGCUGCAUGUUCAAACUGUUGUUAUCAAAAUAAAAUGUACAAAUAAGUGUUUUAUUUCCUUUUACCACUCUGAACGUUCAUACAAAUGUAAAUUUUAUCAUUGUGGUUAUUUUUAUUUUUUAUUUUUUUAAUGAGAUUUUCAGGAAUCAAGACCAAGACAAGACUGAGACUUUGGGAGUCAAGGCCGAGACAAGGCCAAGAUCAGGACAAGCUGAGAUCUUGCCUAUGACGUUCUUAUUUUUAUUUAUUUUAUCUAUUUACUUAUUUAUUUUACUUUAAUUUGCCCGGGCUAUUGUGCAGCGGUUAACUUGAGCUCUGUACUUGUUUGGGUAGGGGGCGGUGCCACGAUAUGUGAAGAUUACUGCUGUCAUUGCACAGAAG
Molecule: messenger RNA, 2314 nt
Organism: Corythoichthys intestinalis (scribbled pipefish)
Lineage: Eukaryota; Metazoa; Chordata; Actinopteri; Syngnathiformes; Syngnathidae
Product: C-type lectin domain family 4 member M-like
Exons: 4
Coding region: 57-1502 (481 amino acids)
Biological process (GO): biological process involved in interspecies interaction between organisms
Cellular component (GO): external side of plasma membrane
Molecular function (GO): carbohydrate binding
Source: RefSeq, a predicted model, not a curated record